AUGGGGGAUGAGAUAACAGAGUUUGAGAUAAUGAUGAUGAAUUUAUUGUGGUUCUUUGUGAUACUCUGCUGUGUUGGCUGUAGCAGGGCCCAGGUGGAAGUGAGUUUUGUCGACACAAACCAGGUCGUCAAAGAAGGGGACCAGUUUGUUGUACGACUGCAGGCAAAGGGAACACUGACAGCAGAAUUGGUUGCCAUAGUUUCAGUUCAGAGUGACAUCGGUGAUGACUUUAUUGGAGACACGCAGGUGGCUAAGUUCAGCCCUGGCGACCAGGGCGUGGCCAACGUGACGUUCACGGUGCGUGACGACGACAUCGCAGAGGCCGAUGAGUUGUUCACUCUGUACAUGGUCCUCGCGGGAAACAUGGCCGCCAGGGUCGGGGAACCCAGUCAGUCACAAGUCAGAAUCCUCGCCAACGAUGACGCCUUUGGAGUCUUCGGCUUCCUUGGUACAUCCCCUGUUGAAGUUCAGGAGAAAACCUACACCUCUAUAGUGGAGCUGAAAAUUGGUCGAACAAAAGGAACAUUUGGAGAAGUUAUCUUGAAUUUUGUUGUAAACUCCAGUAAUUCUGAAUCUGCAGAAGAUGACCUGUUCCCCGGUAGCGGCAUCGUCCGCUUCUUGCCCACCGAGACCGAGAGUAUUCUCCAGCUGCAGAUCAAGGCAGACGAUAUUCCUGAGAAUGCAGAACACUUUACUGUGAUAUUGACAGAUUCCUCCCCCACAGCCACGAUAGACCGAUCAAAGAUCGAACUUAUCAUACAGCCAAACGACGCUCCAAUCCGAUUCUCAAAUAGUGUUUAUCGUUUCGAGGAGGGACCUGGAAAACAAACCGUUAGCAUACCUGUAUACCGAGGUAAAACCGACGAUGGCAAAUCGCAGAUCGGUUCACUGGACGGCGAUGUCGUGGUUCAAUACACAUUCACGGACAGAACUGCCCGGAAUGGUCUGGAUUUUACCGCUUACAAUGGCCAACUGUUGUUCAGGCGUGGCGAGACAGAUAAAAUAAUAACCUUUGACAUCAACGAUGACAAUUACCCAGAGAUGGAAGAAUCCUUCAUUCUUUCAUUUACGCAGAUCACUGGUGAUGCCGUUUGGGUGAUGCCGAACUCGGCAACCAUUAUAAUCAGUGCCAACGACAACCCAAAUGGAAUCAUCACAUUCAGGGCCCAAGAUUUCACAUCUGGCAAACCAGUGGUCCAGGUGAAUGAAGACACGUUCUCCAUAGCUCGAUUUCCCGUGGCGAGAAACGGCGGAACGUUUGGCGUGGUCACCGUCCAGUGGGAGAUCGUGAGAAACAGUUCCAGUCUGGACCCAGUGACACAGGAUGUGGGGCCUGAACAGGGAUCCAUCAUGUUUCAGGACGGGGUUAACAAAAAAGAUAUUGUAGUGACCAUCGUCCAGGACAAUGAUCCGGAAAUAGCCGAGCAGUUCAUCGUUAGAUUGGUGUCGGCAUCUGCGAAGGCGUCUCUGGAAGGAAUCACUGAAGCAGUGCUGUUGAUUGAAGACAGCGAUAAUGUUUACGGAUUUGUUGAGUUUUCCACUUCUCAGAACCAGAAGAUAAUCACUACGACUGAUCCAAGAUCGUUCCAACUGCAGCUGUCCCGUCAAAGCGGGCGGACAGCGAACCUCGUCAUGAACAUCACCCUGAUCUACGUGACCAGUCUGGGCGUGCAGGACACAGACAAUGUCUUAGAGCAGUCACAGAUUGAAGUCGUCAUGAACGAAAAUGAAAAUCUGGCCACGACCAAUGUGGCACUGCUGCAGACAGCAUUUCUGCAUAUUGGUUCAUAUUUCAAGGCCAUGUUAACCAGUGUUGUGCUGGAAACAGAACCUGAAUAUGGGUUUUACAACACCCCAAAGCUGAAUGCGCGAACUCAGGUAACCGUACCUGUGACUGCAGCUGAGGCCAACGGUGAGAUUGGGUUCUACAAUAUCUCUGGCAUCAUAGUGGACGAACCGGAGACAGGCAUACUUCAGGUUCCAUUAAGACUUUCCCGAGAAGGUUAUAGUGAGACGGCCAACAUAAAAUGGAUUCUUUCUGGAUAUUAUGCCUCUGCUGCCGCGGUAACCAUGGAUGACGUCAUGCAGAUGUCUGGCACCGUCAUUCUGUCAUCUGGUAUCUCUGAGAUAGACUUGAUAAUAUAUGUAAAGGCAGACAACAUCCCCGAACUGGACGAAGUGAUGACCAUCACACUGGUCAGUGUGACACCAUUAAACACUCAGCGGCUGCGUCCCGGGGCCACAGUGGCCAACAUCACUGUCCGAGCUAACGACAAUCCGGCCGGAGUAUUCCAGUUCCUGCCUAGUAUGAGAAUUCAGUACGCCAUCAAGGAGAAUUCUGAGUCACUCACGGUUACCGUGGUGAGAACGGGGGGAAACUUGCUGAUGAAAGAAGUACAGUACAAGGUGGUGCCGGACGGAGAUAAAGAAUUCUACGGUGGAACAAAUGUCCUAAGAUUUGAACCGGGAGUCAGCAGCAUGUCAGCCACACUGUUAGCUAGGGGUGAUGGAAUACCAGAGAUUGAUGAAGACUUCUCACUUUUGCUUGUUCCAUUUGGUGACGAUGACCCAGCAGUUAUUGGUGAGAAGAACAAUAUCACAAUCACUGUGUUGGCCAACGAUGAUCCGUAUGGCAUCAUUCAAUUCAAGUUAGAUCCAACCAUCGUGUAUAUUGCUGAAAGUACGGAGACGAAGAAGCACACCGUGGACAUCCAGGUUGAGAGACACCGCGGCACAUUUGGGACGGUUAGCGUCAUCUGGACGCUGUCCCGAGGAGCGGAAGCUGACCUGACGCCAACAACCGGGAAACUGACCUUUUAUCAGGGAGAAUCACAGAAGGCCAUCACUCUUGAGUCGAAGCAGGAUGAUAUUCCUGAGAUAGACGAGAGAUACAAAGUAGAGCUAAGUCCACCAUUCGGAGGCGCUCGAUCGGGACUUCCGAGAAUGGCGACAGUCAUCAUCAAGGAAAAUGAUAACCCAAUCGAAUUCACAACAAAUCUGGUCUAUGCUCAUGAACCUGAGACUGUGGUGCUGACCAUCAAGCGAAGGGGCAUGUUGUACAAGUCAGCGUACGUCCACUAUCGGACUCUGGAUGGGUCAGCCUCGUCUCUGACCGGAGACUACCAGGAGAUAGCCGACACUCAGAUGACCUUCGGUACUCAGAAGGACACCAAGACGAUAGCCGUGUCCAUCCUCAAUGAUGACUUGCCAGAAGGAAAUGAAACAUUCUCUGUACAGCUCUUCGAUACUGGAGGUGAUUUUAUCUUCAAUAACAACUCAAAGGUGACCAUUGUGAUUCUGAGUAAUGAUGAUGCUUACGGAGUUUUCCACUUUGCUGACCCUCUACAGAAAGAAGCUGAGGAGGGGAACACGAUCUAUUUUGAUGCCAAAGAUCUACCAGACGAGGUUCGAGUCAACGGGAUUCAACUGUAUAUGCUAAGUGCCAAAGAUCUACCAGACGAGGUUCGAGUCAACGGGAUUCAACUGUAUAUGCUAAGUGCCAAAGAUCUACCAGACGAGGUUCGAGUCAACGGGAUUCAACUGUAUAUGCUAAGUGCCAAAGAUCUACCAGACGAGGUUCGAGUCAACGGGAUUCAACUUAUAAUGCGAGAUCGAGGAACGUAUGGCGAAAUGGAUCUUUCCUGGGAAGUCCGAGACUUCUUGACCAAUCGUCCAGUGCCUGAGAGGACAGAGUUCGCGAAGUCAAGCGGAGUUAUUCGAUUUAAACCACGGAUCGGGAAAUAUCCUCUGGCCAUUCGCCCUUUGCCUGACAAUGUACCAGAGAGUGACAAGAGAUACAAAAUUGUUCUCACAGGAAUAAAAGUUGUGGUUGGCAGAACGGACGUUGUACUUGGUAGGCUUGAUACAACAAAGACAGAGGCUUCCUUACUGGUCAAAGCCAGCGACGAGCCGUAUGGUAGAUUUGCGUUUCCACCUAACUCGCGGGAAAAGAGCAUCGCAGAAGACUUUGUUCCAGGACAGGAGGAGACAACCAAGGCGACGUUUACAGUUGAAAGGUGGCAAGGCUCCAUUGGUAGAGUUGAGGUCUUGUGGGACACAUUUUCUGACAGAAUGGGAGGCAACCCACCAAAGCUGAUAGACUUGAUGUUCGUCGGGAUUCGGCCAGCAUCGCUAACUACAGUCCCAACCAAGAGAAGACCCUCCACUGGAACAAAUGUCUACUUAUUUACUGGCUCACCAAGAGACUACAUCACUGUCCCUAGUCAGAACCAGCCUUCGGCCAAUGACAUCAGGAGUGGCUUCAGUCUCAGUGCCUGGCUUCAGCCGAUGACGUCGUCCAACGGGUACAUCAUCGCCAAGACAAACGGCGAUACAUACCACAGCUACAGCCUCAAGUUGACCACCACGCCCUUUCAGACAACAUUCCAGCUGACCUUCUCCACGGCUGAACAGGAGAAUCAUGUAAUUCCCUUCUCGGUAACCAAAAACAUCCAAGAUGGCGGCUGGCAUCAUGUUCUGGUUUCUGUGGUGAAUGCUACAAUGAAUGCUUACCUGGAUGGGAAGAGUAUCUUCACUAGCAACCUGGUAGGCAACUAUGUGGAGGAUGUGUCAGGGGAGCUGCUAGUCGGGGCUAACGCUCGGGGAACCGACAGGUUUACGGGAUACAUGCAGGAUGUCCGCAUUUUCCUCCGCAGCCUGGAGCAGAAGGAGGUAGAGGAACUUUAUCAGACCCCGGCUAAGGAGGACAUCAGCCCUACAUCGGGUAUUCUCGUCUAUAAUCAGGGGGACAAGGUCCAGUCAUUCACAGUCCAUUCACUACAGGACAUAGAGGAGGAGGGGAAUGAAGUGUUUUCUAUUGGAAUCGUCUCGGUGAAUAACGGAGCUUCCAUCUCGGAAGCUGAUGCCUUUGCAGCUCUCACAGUGUUGAAGAGUGACAAUGCGAAUGGUCUGUUUGGAUUUCAAACUCCGUGCACCCCAUCACGAACGAGCAACGAGGCCGACAACAUCACGUGUGUGGUUGCUAGGCAACGUGGAGAUGAUGACACUGUGCGUGUAACCUGGGUCAUUGAGAAAUUCACGACUGCAGGAUACGAGACUGCCACGCAGGAUUUUCUUGAUUACACAGGGACGCUUGUGUUCAGUCCUGGUGAAAGAACAAAGACAUUACAGUUCCAAAUCAAAGAUGACGAUAUUCCAGAAGUCGCUGAAACGUUUCGAGUUCUGUUGUCCUCGGCAGCUUCUGAUGACGGCGUCACUGGAACGACAAACACGAGUGGUGCCAGUAUCGACCCCCGGGCGCAGGAGUCUCGUCUGGUGAUCGAGGACACAGACUACCCACAUGGACUGUUACAGUUCACCAAUGCAGUGACACCUCCAAAACCAAGUGAUCCCAUGAUCAGACCGGCUGACACCCCAGUCAAGAUCCGUUCCAGUGAGGAAGCUGGGAUUGUGCCUCUGUAUAUUAUAUGUAUUCACUAUUUCAGAUCCAUGCCAGUGAGGAGAAUUCGUGCCAGUGAGGAGGCUGGGAUUGUGUCUCUGCUGGUUGUGCGAGCCCAGGGUUUGCUGGGCCAGGUGUCGGUGGAGUGGAGGACAGAGGAUGGGACAGCUAAGAGUGAAGGGAGGAAGAUUCCCCCCGAUUAUGUGGGUGCAGCGUCUAGUCUGGUGUUUGCUGAUGGACAGAGAUUCGCGUUCAUCAACAUCACUCUGAUCAACAACAACAUCCCCGAGCCCGACAAGACCUUCACUGUUCAGCUGGCCAACCCGCGGUUCGGAGCCGCCGUUGGACUCGGUUCCCGGGCAACCAUAACCAUAGACGCCUCUGACGGUGCGUAUGGAAUAUACCAGUUUGCAGAAAGUGCCUUGAAUACAAGCGCCCAGGAAACCGGAGAUGUCGGGUACAACCCUGCCAAGAUAGAGGUUGUGAGGUUGGGUGGUACGAUCGGCAAGGCCCAGGUGACAUGGCAGGUUGUUGGCGAUGAUGGUAAUGAUGUUGUUGAUCUCACGGGUAACAUUACCUUCAUGUCGGGACAGACCAUCGGCUACGCUGAGAUCCGUAUCCGUGGUGACACAGAGCCAGAACUCGAUGAAAUUGUGUCUGUCGUUCUCACAGCCACAACUGAGGGUGAGCUUGGUCCAGCUGCAAAGCUGACGUCUACUGUGACAAUUCAAGCCAAUGAUGAUCCGUAUGGAAUAUUUGUGAUUCCCAACACACAACGUCCAGUCACAGUAGAGGAACGCACUGCUGACACCAUGAUCACUGUUCAGCGACUGUAUGGCAAAUACGGUACUGUGGAUGUUUCGUACAACACCUUGCUACCAGACAGAUCCUACAACUUCCUCCCCAGCCCUGUUAAGUGGGCCAACAGCACGACAGACUUCAAACCUGCUAAAGGGACCAUUCGCUUCCUGCCCAACCAGGAGUACGUGUCAUUUCCUGUCAGCAUCCUUGACGAUGUCGAACCAGAACAGGCAGAGUCCAUAUUUGUUGCGCUCACAAAUGUUAAUCUCAUUCAAGGAAGUCAGGACAGACCAGUCACUGGAUCUCCAAGGCUUGGCUUUGCCUCAGAGAACUACGCCCAGAUCAUUAUCGUGAUGAACGAUGAUGCCAGUGGUGUGAUAGAGCUGUCAGCCUCUGCUGUUGAGACUGAGGAAAGCAAUCCUGUUUUGAAUCUGAGAGUGAUUCGGAAAGGAGGAGCAUACGGAGAGGUGACAGUUGUUUUCCGGACUAUAGACUCCAAUGGACAAGCUCAGAGUAUGCUGGACUAUGUGGUGACCUCCACCGAGAUUAUUCUCAGCGAUGGAGAAACCAGCAAACAGAUUCCAAUCAGCAUCAUUGACGACGCAAUCCCUGAACUACGGGAGACGUUUGUCGUGGAAUUGCUAGAUCAGAUUGUAGGUGGCGCCACUCUUGGUGCUAACCGCAGGGCGACAGUCACCAUACUGCCAUCGGAUGAUCCAAAUGGGGCUUUUGAGUUUGCUACCACAGACAUGAGUGUACAGGAACCGGAGGGCAGUCAGCCGUACUCUGUCAACAUCACUAACACAAUGUGCUGGGAGUUUGCUACCACAGACAUGAGUGUACAGGAACCGGAGGGCAGUCAGCCGUACUCUGUCAACAUCACCGUUGUGCGGAAGGGAGGCUCGAUGGGCGUGGUCACCCUGAACUGGGAGGCGAGGCUCAAAGGUGAGCUGGCCACUGAAGACAUAAAUCCAACAUCUGGAAUUCUCCAUUUUGUCAGUAAUGAAGGUAGCAGACGCAUAACGGUAGCCAUCUUGCCAGAUAAUAUUCCUGAGGGACAAGAGAAUAUAGAAUUUGUUUUGACUGGUGUCGAUAAUGGUGGCAGAAUUGGCAAGAAGAACAAGUUUAUUCUAAUCAUAGCACCAAAUGACAACCCUCACGGCAUUCUGAUGUUUGCCAAUUCCACCUUCACUGUACAGGAGAAUCCCGGAAACCUGCCGCAGUAUAUCCAGGUGGACAGACAAGGUGGAACAUAUGGAAAACUAAGGGUGUACUUUUCAACCAACCAGAUACCUCUUGCUUCCUUGGCAACAGGGAAUGGAGGUACUGCAGUUGGUUACUAUGGAAGUGUUAUUCAGGGCAAACGAAGUCGUUCUGCAGGGACUGUGGUGGAUAUUGCUUCACAAACUAAUAAAGCUGAGGCCUGUGCUGCAGAAUGCUUAAACUCUUUGUCAUGUCGCUCAUUUGUGUUGACUAGUAUCGUGAAUGGAAUGACCUGCACUAUGUUUCCUCGAGCCUUUUCACCGGGGGAUUUAGAAAGUGAUGUCAACUCUCAAUACUAUGCAAAAGACAUGGAGAAGACAAACAAUCUGAAAAAAAAUCGGGCUACUUCUGGUCAGGAUUUUGAGACGGUGAAUGAAGGCUCUUUCUUGAUGGACGAUGGUGCCAGUAAAGGCAGCCUGCCUCUGGUCAUUCUCGAUGACUCUACACCUGAAGUUAAAGAAAAAUUCCUCGUCACUCUGAAGCGAGUCGUGGUGGAUGACCCGGCAAUUGCGACCAGUCAGAAACCUCAGCUUGGAGAUGUGGUUACGGCAACGGUUACCAUAGCGAGCAGUGACAGUGCAAAUGGCAUGUUUCGGAUUGUCAGCAACAGUCCAUCAGCUUCUGGAGAUAUGGUUCUGGUGGAGGAGAAGAACCAACUGGCUGUUGAUUUAGUUGUGGAAAGAACAGGAGGAACUAUUGGUGAGGUGUCAGUGGAUUGGGCUGUCAGUGGCACGCAGGGUGCUACCUAUGGUCUAGAUUUUAUAGCUGAUGGUGCGACCUUGACCUUUGCAGCUGGCCAGUCGAGAAGGGUCAUAACAGUGACAGUGCUGGAUGACACUAAGCCAGAAGACAAUGAGACGAUCACCAUUCAGCUAUCCAACCCACAAGGUGGUGCCACCAUCGGGCCAAAUUCAAAUCUGACUGUUGUUAUUCUCGAGAACGAUAACGUAGCAGGGGUGCUAGCAUUUGAUUCAACUGCAUACCUAGCUAAUGAAGGAGACAAGCUGUCUAUCCGAGUGACGCGCACGGCCCCGGCUCACGGCCAGGUAACGGUAGACUGGAGAAUCGCCGGCGUACGAGGCACAGACCCUACCACGGGAUUCAGAGAGUCUUCUGGCAUGUUCAUCUUCUUCCCGGGUGAGCUCUUCAAACUGAUAGGGUUGGAGGUUUUGCUGGACGAUACUCCAGAGGUGAAUGAGGAAUACCAGAUUGUGCUUCAGAACGUCACCACAUCAGGAAUUGGCAGCACAGGAGCUGCAGUUGUUAACCCCCAAAAGGGCACAGCUCUGAUAACAAUAGGGGGCAGUGACAACCCCCACGGAGUGAUCCAGUUUGCAGUGGCAUCCACGUCUGUGAGAGUGGAGGAAGAUGUGGGACGAGUCAGUCUCCAAGUGGACAGAAAGUUUGGAGCAAUCGGAACUGUUCGAGUUUCAUAUAUCAUGACUCGAGGAUCAAUAACAGCCUUAUCGCGAGACAUCCUUCAGGAGGCGUUGCCAGGUUCUGACUUCAUUGUCAACAAUGGCCACAUUGACCUGGUAGGUGGGCAGUCAUCGGGGGCGAUCUCUGUGGACAUUGUGAACGAUGACCUGCCAGAGAUCGACGAGGUGUUUCUCGUCAAGUUGACUCAAGUGGAGUUGAUUGGCCUUGGGGACAAGGAUCUGCCUCCCCGUCUGGCCAGUUCGGGAGUCAUAGCCGAGAUCAUAAUCGGAGCUAACGAUGGAGCGAAAGGGGUGUUCGUAUUCAGGUCUGACUCAAGAAGGAUGACUGUGAAUGAAAUGAACAUCAACAUCUCCCUGGGGAUUAUUAGAGAGGGUGGACUGUAUGGCAAUGUUUCUGUCUUCUACUACGCCCAGGGUAUCACAGAGGGCGCCGUUCUAGGAACAGACUACUCUGUUCAACCAACAGAGCUGCUGUUUGCAGCAGGAGAGCGUCACAAAGACAUUGUUGUGAGAAUCAUCGAUGAUGAGAUACCAGAGGGAAAUGAAACCUUUGAGAUCAUUCUCACUAACCCUCGGAACGGGGCUGAGCUCGGGAAGGAAUCAAAAGCUCAGAUAACCAUAUCAGCCAACGAUGAUUCUGGAGGGUUUGUCAGUUUCGACUCGAGCAAUGAAAUCAUAUUGUACGAGUCUGACAAAGGUGAUGACUCGAGGAGCAAGGCAGCACUCACCCUAACUCGUGGUCCAGGGGUGUACGGUGCCGUGUCAGUCGAGUUUGUGAUCAUUGCCAGCGACGACGCACCGGUCACUGAUCUGACACCCAGUACAGGAACCGUAACCAUAGGCAAUGGCCAGUCCACUGGUGUUCUGGAGAUAACCGUUGUUGAUGAUGAUAUCCCUGAGGACAUUGAGACAUUCUCCAUCAUCCUACGACGUCCAGUCGGCUGCCAGCUGGGACAGAUCAAACGGCGAGUGAUCACGGUGGGAUCGAGUGAUUCUCCUAACGGAAUGUUCGAGAUAUUUGUCGCCAACACAAGAAAUUCUUCCAUAUCUGUGGAAGAAAGUGUUGGACUCAUCAAGUUUGAUGUUGUCAGAAGUAAGGGGUCCAGUAAACAAGUCACCAUUGAUGUAGUCAUGGUUACUGAAUCUGUCCCAGUUUCACCAGGUAAAAAGGAGUUGACUCUAGCCACUCUGCAGAAUCUACCAGGAAAGAAAGUCAGUGCUUGGCACAGUAUGGAGGUUAAUGGAGUUACCUACCUUUUGAUGCUGACAUCACUUCCUGCCAACACUUCACUGAAGUCUAUUACACCCAAUAACCUGGAUGGAAAUGGACAAUCUCUCAUGCUUCGCUGGCAGGGGGAAAUAACUCUAAUUCAGACUGUGAACACAAAUGGAGCAAGUGCUGCUGACUCCAUCUCACUAGGGGGCGCUGACUACCUAGUUAUAGCCAAUGGUGGCACUGAAGGGUCACGCAAUGUUAAUUCAGUCUUGUACACCAUCAAAGCUGGAGGAAUGCUCAAAGAGAAGCAGACGUUCAGCACAAAAGGAGCCAGUGAUGUGAAGUUCUUUUCUCAGAACGCGCAGAGUUUCCUCCUCUUUGUGAACUCUCUGGACGACACGAGCAAGUCGGACCUGUCUCUGGAUAUCUACAUCUGGGAGGGCGGUCUGAGUCGGUUCAGUUCGUCGACGUGGCAGACGAUCACGUCGCUGUACCCGCGAGCCGUGGUCUUGUUCCACAUUGACAAUGUCCUUUUCAUGGCCGUCGCCAACUACUAUGACUGGACAACAAGUGCUUAUGAAACAAGCUCCAUCAUCUACAAGCUGGAAGCGAACUACUUCUUCUCACAGCACCAGCGUAUUUCAACGACCGGAGCUGUCGACGUGCAGCACCUGUCUAUUGGUGACCUUCACCUGGUGGUGUAUGGCAACAACCGUCAGAAUGUGAUCAGCAGUCCCCAGACGUCCCAGAUCUACCGGUGGGACCCAACCACACAGCUGUUCCUCCUCUACCAGGAGAUUCCAACCAACCGCGUCCAGGCGGUGCACACAUUUACACACGCUAGUGGUGCAGUGUAUCUUGUCUUUGCGAAUGGAAUUGGUAAGUCAGAAAUCUUUGAGUGGAAUGUUGAGAAGAAGAGGUUUUUAUUGGUCUGGAGUGGAGACCCGGCCCUUCAGCUUUAUCCAAUCACAAUUCGUCAGGCUUCUGGAGAUUUAAAUCUAUUGGCUGCAGCAGAUGUCAAUCCAGACAGAAAUCCAACAGUUUACCAAGUUGCCAAGGUUUCAAAAUCAAACAUCUUCAUGCCCAGAACUCUCACACUGACCUUUGACCCAGAUCAGAUGAUGUUGCAAGCUUCAGCCUAUGUGUUUCAAGAUGACAUCCCAGAGGAUACACAGACUUUCAAAGUUGCCCUAUCAAAUUCAUCUGGUGGAGCCGAGAUUGGCCAAUCAGGAGCCGUGACUGUCAGUGUCUUGUCCAAUGACAACGCUCAUGGCAUCAUUGAAUUUGCUCCUGAUUCUCUGAAUGUGCUAGCUGAGGAGCUUGUGGGACGGGACAACACCAUUCAGCUGAACGUGUUACGACAGAAGGGAUACUUCGGUCGCGUGGUGGUCAGCUGGGUGGCGUCGGGGGAUAACGAUGGCUUCAACGACAUCACGCCAGUCAGUGGCAGGGUUGAGUUUGCCAAUGGACAGGCGGUCUCUACGAUCAGUUUGACCAUACGAGAUGACGAUGUGGCAGAGUUUGCAGAAGUGACCUUCAUACAGCUUGUAGAGGUCAUCGAGAAAGGCACUGAUCUGCCUGGAAGAGGAGCGGUCAUUGGUACAAACGCUGCCAGCAAGGUGACGGUACUGGCCAAUGACUCCCCGCAUGGAGUGGUAUCCUGGGAGAAGGCCCUGGUCUCCACGAAGGAACCGAUCGGGACGGACCUGCCCGUGACGCUCUACAUUGUCCGGGAACAAGGGGGCAAAGGACAGCUGCAGAUCUCCUUCGUUACCUCGCGAGCUGUAGGUCUGCCAUCUCACCAGCAGGCGACCUCUGGUGAGGAUUACGUCUCUCGACAGGGCACAGUGAUAAUGGAGGACAGCGCAACACGGACACCAGUCGAGAUUGUUAUCAAACAUGAUGACAUUCCUGAAGCGACAGAGAGUUUCUUUGUGAACAUUACUGAUGUCGAGGUGACUGGUAACCCUAGCAACAAUAGCGCCAAACCCAGCGUCCGUAUUCCUGGCAAUGUGGCUAAAAUACAGAUAGAGGAGAAUGACAAUGCUAGAGGCUUGGUGCAGUUCAACGUCAAGACGAAUACAGAAGGUCGUUUUGACACAUAUGAACAGUAUGGCUACAACCAGACGAUCCACCUCCCCAUUAGUCGUUCGGUUGGUCUCUUCGGUUCCAUAACAAUCACUUGGCAAGCCGAGCCGGUGGACGCAAAUAUCUUGGAUUUUUUCCCGUCCAGUGGGACCGUAACCAUGGCAUCGGGACAGAAGGAUGCGGAAAUAGCGAUAACGAUAAUUGAUGACACCCAGCAAGAAAAUAUGGAAACAUUUAAGGUAAAGCUGAUAAGUGUGAAUGGUGGAGCAUCGCUCGGACCAGCCAGCUCUGUUACGGUGGCCAUCUUGAAAAACGACUCACCGACGGGACUGUUCCAGUUCAAAACACAAAAGGUUGUUACGAAGGAGUCUACAAGCCCGACCGACCCUCAAGGGCGGGCUACUCUGAUUGUGGAGAGAAUCCAGGGCUCGGAGGGUCUGGUGCAUGUUCAGUGGAGACUGAACGCCGAGGCCCGCACUGACUUCCUCGAUCCGCUCUAUGGAACUCUCCAGUUUCGUCAGGGAGAGCUUGAACAGAGUAUCACCGUACAAACAAAGCCCGACUCGACCCUGGAAGGUGAAGAGACGUUCACAGUGUCCCUCACAUCGGCCGACAACAAUGCUGACAUCUCGCCAACGAAACGUGACGCCACCAUUGUCAUCCUGCCCAACUCUGGCGCCAGCGGCUUGGUCUCGGUGGAGGAGGACUCCCGACUGGUGUAUAUCGGAGAACCGGGGGAGUCCAGCCCCUCGUACAAGGGGGAGGCUCAAAUCGUGAUCAGCCGCGGAGCCGGGAUAUUCGGUGACAUCAGCGUCACGUGGUCGAUAACCCCGUAUGAGCAGCAGGCGUUUCUACAGCUUGAGGGCACCGUACGAUUUGUCGACCUACAACAGAAAGCAACCAUUGUUAUUGCAGCGAAGGAUGACACGGUGCCGGAACUGAGGAAGAUGUACACCCUGCAGAUCAACUCGGCCGCUGGAGGGGCCACAGUGACCCCUGACCCCCUGGCGACUAGAGCGAACAUUAUCUUUGUGGCUAGUGACUUCCCACACGGGCGGUUUGAGUUCGGAGGAUCACAGAUGAUAUCAACUGGUGAAGAUUCCUCUGCAGUGACAGUUGAAGUAGUGAGACGAGAUGGCAGCAGUGGUCAGGUGCGAGUUCAGUACACCACGACGUCAGGCACCGCUAUUGCUAAUGAAGACUUCUUCGAGACCGCGGGGACCCUGAUGUUUGAGAACGGCAUGAACAGUCAGAACAUUGGUGUGACGAUCCGACCAGACGACAAACCGGAAGGAGCGGAAUAUUUCUACGUCAACCUGACUGCUGUGGAGCUUGUGUAUCCGACCACAAAUGACUACACCAAACACAAUGGUCUACAGCUGGACAUGCGACCGGCACUGGGGGCGGCUGUGACCAAGGUGGUCGUCAUAACACAGAACGAUAACGCGGCAGGAAUCAUCGAGUUUGAUGAAGCGGCCAAACAGUUUGUUGUGAAGGAAGAGGAAGGCAUGGCGCGGGUCCCCGUGAUCAGAAGGGGAGGUAACUAUGGGCAGGUGGGAGUUAAGUUUUCCAUCCAGCCACUAACAGCCACUGUAGACGACGACUUCAUUGGGUCUAGUGGUGAGCUCAUCAUUGCAGAUGGGAGGAGAACUGAAACAAUUAACGUCACUAUCAAAGAUGAUACAGAAAUGGAAUUCGCUGAAACAUUCAAAAUAACACUUUUGGAAGCAACUGGUGGUGCCUUACUGGGUGGAUCCCGAACAUCCACAGUAACAAUAGCGAAGUCAGAUUUCCCAAAUGGUCAGUUUGGAUUCCUUGGUCAACUUGACUUGGUGAUGGCAAAUCCAUCAAAUGCAGUGACACAGAUGUUCGCCAUUCAAAGAACUGGGGGACUACUUGGACAACAAACAGUUUAUUGGAGAAUCAUGGGUCCCAACAACCCGGCCAUCGUUCUCGAGGAUACGGGAGAUCUGAGUUAUAACAACAACGGCGUAGAGGUGACGUCAGGCACGUUGGUUUGGGCGGACAGUGAGGCUGGCCAGAAGAAGUUCGUCAUCAACAUCAAACCGUACUCAAGCUGGGAGAUCGAGAAGCACUUCAUACUCGAGAUAUUUAAGAUCGAGGCCAACCCUCUCUCGGCAGAGGCUGGUGAAGUCAGCGAGACACGGGGAAAAGUUACUUUAAAAAUUCAAAAGUUUGGUGAUCCUAAUGGUAUUGUCCAGUUCAACAUGGCUGCGCAGACUGUAAGGGAAGUGGAGGAACCCAAUUCUGGAACUCUUGAUCUCGUUUUUCCCAUUACUAGAAAGGCGGGAACAGGAAUUGUGGGAAAUAUUCAGAUAUUCUGGGAGGUGCGCGGCCCCACAGGUUUAGCCCCAGAUGUGCAGCCUCAAAAUGGCUCCACGUUCCUGGCCAAUGAGCGGCGAUCAGGACAGAUAACUCUGAAGAUUUUGUCGGAUGACGUUCCCGAGCUGACGGAAAGUUUUACAUUGGCCAUGACGCGGGUCAAGGGCGGAGCUGAGCUAGACACGGAGUUCAGGAGCUCCAGUUUCAAAAUCAGGUAUAAUGAUAAUCCACAUGGAAUGUUUGGCGUGCGCUCUGAGGAUCAGAGUAUUGUCGUAGAUCCAGCCGAUCUGACCAGACGCAUACAGCUGAACUUCACACGCCAUGACGGGGCCUUUGGCAGCACCAUUCUUACUUACACCGUCAACUAUAACAAGCCACUAUCUGGAAUAAUUUUGAAAAAAAACACUGGUACCGUACAGUUCAACCAAGGAAACACGAACAGCAUUAAGAUGGUUGAUAUUCAGGGGAAUGGAUUUCUCGAACUUGGUUCAACCUUCAUGGUGUCACUGCAAGGAGUACAGUACCUAGGAAAUGGAGUGACAGAGCCCCCGAGGCUGAAAGCUGGUGAAACAGAGGCUCUGAUCCCUGUACCAGCUCUUGCAGCGAACAGCAAGGUCGGGUUCAAGGACACAGUGGUUAGUGUUAACGAAGACUCCAACAUGGUGACUCUGGAUUUAAUAAGGUUUGGCACGUAUGGGAGUAUAAAUGUUGACUGGAUUUCGGGAGUUGAAGACACCAAGCUUCCCUCAGGUGUCCGCAACGGCAUCAUUACACCAACCUUGGGAACAGUCAGCAUGCCACACGGUGUGGAAACCAAACAGUUUACUGUCCAGGUCAAUCCAAAGUCCAACCAGCUUGAAAAGUUUACCAUUCGGCUGCCUGGUUCCCCCAAGACUUCAGUGAAUGGAGGUACCCAGCUAUUAGUUGAUCAGAAAGAGGCUGACAUUGAACCGUAUGGAUUGGUCCAGUUUGCUGCAGAGUCAUUAAAACCUACUGUGUCUGAACUAAAGGACAAGGUUUUACUGACCGUGAUUCGAUUGUAUGGUUCUGUCAGCAAGCUAGAAAUAAGAUACGAAACAGAGGCUGACACCGCCCAGGCUGACCUUGACUUCAAGGACAUCAAGUCCGGACUGAUCAGUAUGAACCCAGGACAGAUGACGGCCACAAUCAGUGUACAGAUCUUCCAAGACAAUCAGCCAGAAACUGGUGAGAAAUUCAAGGUGAAACUGCUCGGUGUUGAAAAGUUCCCAACCUCAGCCCAGCCCAGUGUGUCUCCAAGACUCAGUUCCAGAUAUGCUGUUUCCACGGUUACCAUCAAGGAAAGCAAUGACCCAAAUGGCAUUCUGUCCAUAGAACCCACCACAACGAGCGUUGCUGAAGAGUAUACGCGUGUCGUGCUCAAAGUCGUGAGAACAGGAGGUCCCAUUGGUAUUGUGAGUGUCAGGGUGCGGACAGUGGGUGGUGGAGAGAGCUGGACAUCGACGAUUGUGCCAAACACUGGGGUACUGUCCAACGACACCAUCAGUGACAUCAUGGGUCAGAAAAACAAACUGAACAUUGCCACGGGCGGACGUGAUUACGAGGUCCUCGACACCACAAUAACGUUUCAGCCUAAUGAAAAUGAGAAGCCGGUGUCUGUGACGAUCCUUGAUGACAACAUACCAGAAGGUGCCAUGUCAGUGAUUGUCUACCUUACCGAGCCACAAGGGGGUGCUAGAGUAGCUGAAGGAACUCCAGAUGCAGGGAAGAAGGGAUAUUCUGUUAUUACAAUCCAACCAAGUGAUCUAUCGAAUGGUUUGAUUGGUUUCUCUGAUGACUCCAAGAGUGUAACAGCCAAUGAGGAUCAAUCUCCUGUCAUUACUCUGACCCUGAAUAGACUAAACUCUUUUAUUGGAGAAGUUCAGGUGUACUGGAAGGCGAAGAAGUCCAAGACCAGCACUAACCAAGAGGAUGUAGAGUUACCUCACCAGUUAGUUGCGACUACAGGUGUCGCCACCUGUCCUGCCAAACAGAGCACGUGUUCACUGACUGUCGAACUUGUUAAUGAUCAGGAGCCAGAAGAAGGCUGGAUUUUUGUCAUCAAGUUGUUACGGGCGGAAGUCGACGCAAAGAUUAACGAGAACAACCAGUUUGCUGUAAUUAACGUUGAACCGAGUGACUACAUUAGAGGUCUGCUCCAGUUUACAACUGACUCAAGAACAAUGGUAGUUGGUGAAAAUGCAAAGAGCGUAAGACUAAUGGUGGAACGUGUCAAAGGUCAAGGUUAUGAUGUUGAGGUCUUGUACAACACUUUGCAGAUGACUUCACAAACAACUGUUUCUGGGUUAAAGAUCUACCCGGCUUUAGAAGGGUCAGACUUUACAAGACAGACUGGCAAACUAGUCUUCCAGCAAAACACACAGGGAGUUCAGUUCAUUGACUUAACCUUGACUCCAGUUCUGGCUUCUAAUAAUCCUCUUCCAAAACAGUUUUCUGUGCUUCUGAAGAAUCCUACUAAUGGAGCCAGCAUUCAUCCAGAAUUUGCCAGAGCUCAUGUUAGAAUAGUGAAAAAUGAAUACCUACUCCUGUGGAAGGCAAUAGUUGAACAACAAACUGCACCGUUAACUAACGUUAACAUACAGAAGACUGUCAAUCAAUUCGAAGAGAUUGUAAAGGAUGACCUUGAUGAUAAUGAUGUGACCUUGAUAGAAAACACAUUAAAAAGGAUUAUUAACGAAGGGAAGAAAAGAAAACUGCCGCCCGAGGUUUUUAAGUCAGUUGUGAGCCUGUUCUGUAAAUUGCUGGACCCGGGGAAGAACGAUGCGACACAAGGUCGAUCCUCACUGGCGCUGAUUCUGGAGGAAUUCGCGUACACAUUUCUGACCAAUGCCGAGUGUCCCACGCCUAACCCACCCGAUGUAGUGAGUCAACAGUGCACACAUGUGAAGGUAUCUGCAGGUCGUUGGCCAAUGGAAAAUAUAGAAGGCUUCAACUAUGCAGCUCAGCGACAGGAUAAGCUAGUUUUGCCAGCCACUAUUCCACAGACAUCAACUGGUGCCAAUGGGUGUCACGACUUCCACAUGAUAGAGUAUAACAGUGACCAGUGGUUCCGGACUGAGGGUGGCCAGCAACUGCUCAGUGGACGGGUGAUUUCAUUUGGAAUCAAAGGGAGACAAUCUGGUUACAUCGACACUCCAAUAAUGUUUCGUAUUCACAGUCCAGAUAGACGUGUGGCAACCAGAAGAGCUCAGUGUGUAUAUUUUGACAUGGCCAUCAAACAAUGGGUGGGGCCUGAAAAAAUCUGCCAAGUGACCAACAACCUUGAACUUGGCACAGACGACUUUGUUGACUGUUCCUGCAAUCACAUGACGAGUUAUGCUAUUGUUGCCAAGACGAGUGAAGUGGGGCUGGUUGGAUACACUCUCUGGUUCUACAUUGCCUGUUUUAUAUGCAUUGGUUGUAUGUUCGUGACGAUUCUCGUUCACCAUGCGUGUGUGACUCGGGCCACUAUCUCAGCUUGUCUCAUCAUGCACAUGUGUUUUGCUGCCAUGGCAACACAGGUGUGUCUUGUGGUGGCUGCGUACCUGAGUCCGUCGGAGAUUCUAGUGUACAACAACACUGAUGACAACUACCGCUGCAUCGUGAUGGGCAUAUUCAUGCACUACUUCUUUCUAACACAGUUUACCUGGAUAGUAACACAGUCGUAUAAUUUCUGGAAGCUCUUAGUGAUGAAUGAUGAACAUACAGACAGGAAAUAUGUGAUAUUCUUUGUCUUAGGUUGGGGUCUCCCACUGCUACUGGUUGCUGUGUUCUAUGCCAUUGUUUACAACGUCUACAAGUUUGUCUAUGACUUGCCGGUGGCGUUUAUAUACGGAGAUGUGAAUAAUAACUCAGAAAUGUGUUUCAUCACCAACGCAUAUUCCGUUCUCGGGGGGAUCAUCAUUCCUGUCCUGCUGAUGUUGACGGUGACUGGAGUUAUCUUUGUGAAAGCGUUUCAGAUUCUGCCAGGCUGGCAGGCUUAUGAUGACAUCUACAGAGGCAGAUACAACUAUAACGAGGUGCGCCUAACUCUGUUGUUCUGGCUGGUGAUCAUUCUAACCUGGCUGUGGGGAGGGCUCCACAUGGUGUAUGGACAACUCUGGAUGCUCAUUUUGUUCUGUAUAUUUAACAUACUACAGGGUUUGCUGGCGCUGAUCCUGUAUGGUAUUAUUCGCAAUCCGCUGCUGGCCUGUGUGUUUGGGCCCAAGAACGCCAGUUACGCUGUAAGCUCCGAUUUUGAUAACUUCUUUCCAACCACGAGUAAUAACUUCCACUUCCAGGCAUCACAAGGGUCCAACGAUACUCCAAAAGGAUCGAGAGCCUCGCUUCUCAACGAAAGUUGGGAGCGAGACUCUGUGGGUCAGCACAGUCAGAUGACCGUGAAGCGCGCUCUCCCGUCACAAGUGUACAUCGACCCACCAGUGGCGUACAUCACACCGCCGUCGCACAAUGAUGUCGACGACAAAGACUUUGACGAGAUUCUCUAUGCUCUGAAAGCGGGAGGAAGCUUCGCUCCCAGCGAGGUUUCUCAUAACGUUGAUGAUGACAAUUUGUCGGAGCUCUCUGUUCGUUUGGAGGGAUUUCAAACAAAGAAAAUAGAAAUUACAGACACUCAUUUGUAGUGUUUAUUCUGGGAUUUAAAAAUCCACAUUUUCGAUGUCAUUCAGUAUGCAAUUUUCACAAAGACUACUACUUACUUUUUAUUGACAUAACAUAAUGCAUUUGUAUCAAGUCAUUUGAUGAUUUAAUUUUUAUACUUGUCACUUGCCAACAUUUUUAUUAGCCAUACCCAUAAGCAUGGGUGGAGGGUAGGGGUUCAUGACAGAGUAACCCACUAACCUUCUAUUUGCAGACUUAAAGUUCUGUCAGUUUUGGAGUCUUCUGAGAUUGUGUGAUGUAUAUUAUUAAACAUUAUAUUUAGAAUGCAGAGAUGGAUAUUGUUUUAUCAUUUAUUUUUUGUUAAUGUUUAUUUAGCCUAAUACUUAAUUCUGUGUAUUAGUAAACGUUUUUGCCGAUACUUGCCGAAGGCGGUACAAUUCAUCAGUAAGCUGUAGUUUUACCUUCUAAGAUGACCUAUUUUGCAAACCAGUAUGGUUGUCAUGUAUAUAGUUUGUCAUUCUCAAAGAAUUGUGCUAUUUUAUUUGCAGUUCAAAUCAUUGCUUAAACAGUUUUAUUAUAUCUUGUAAGUAUGCAUCAAUGUUCUUGUCAUUUGUAUUUUGGAAAAUCAUCAUUACCAUUAAAUAGGGAAUUUGCAUUCCUUAAUAUUUGGGGGGGGGGGGGGGAAAUCUAAUUUAGUGCCAGGGUCCUCGUCCAAGAUGCAGUGGGGCAUAGGAUCAAUUGCACUUGGUGGACCAAAUCUUUUACCCCCAUCCCAACCAGUAUUCCACAACUGGUAUAUCAAAGGUUGUGGUAUGUGCUGUCCUGUCUGUGGGAACGUGCAUAUAAAAGGUCUCUUGCUGUUAUUCGGUAGCAGCCUAUAUAUCAUGUUUCCUCUCACAAACUAGCACAAGUAUCGAAUAACUGUUGCAUACCAAGUAACUAAUUGAAAAUAUGCCGAGGUGUUGGUGAAUAAACAUUCCUUUUCUUUCCUUUCAUUAAAGUUAAAUGUCUGUAUCUUUAGAAAAGUUCAUCACUACCACUAAUUUCAUGACCAAUUCAGGACAGAUUUCAUUGUCAAUAAUAAUAGUCCAUAACUAUUACUAAAACAUUCAUGACUAUCACUAAGAAAGGUUUAGGACUCGCCAAGAAAGGUUCAUGACUCGCUAAGAAAGGUUCCAGAGUAAUCGCUAAAAACUAUCAUUAAGAAAGGUUCAUGACUCACUAAGAAACAUUUACGACUAUCACUAAGAAAGGUUUACAACUCAUCAAGAAAGGUUUACGACUCGCAAAGAAAGGUUCAAGACUAUCACAAAGAAAGAUUCCUGACUAAUCGCUAAAAACUAUCAUUAAGAAAGGUUCAUGACUAUCACUAAAAAAGGUUUACGACUGUCUCCAGAUCAUUUCUUUGUCUGUAGUCUGAAUUAUUCAUAAUAGUUAAUAUCAGUUUGAAAAACAUUUAUGUCUGUUAGAUUAGUUCAUGUCAAUGAACAUGGGGCCACAGUUGUUUUACAAAUUAUGUCAAAAUCAUGCUCAUGUAACCCACCCACACACAAACACAUGUACAUUAUCAUUUCCCCAAGUAUUCUUUUAAUGAAUUUAUCAACUAAAUACUCCAUGUAUGAAUACGUUUUCAGUACCAAAAUUUAUGAGUCUAUACACUAUUGGUAUGCAUGUUGAUAAAUACAUUAUUGUAUAUACUAUAGGCACCUACAUGUAUAUAUACGUUAUUGUCAAGUAUAUUUAUAAACAUAUUAUAGUUACGAAUACAUUAUACCACAGCUUGUCCAUUAAUUUAUUGUCUUGUUAAACUUACAUUUUGAGAACUAUUUGGCUCAUUGUGGCCAUACUUCAUGUCUAUGCAAAAAUAUUGUGUUCAGAGUAUUUAAUGUGCGUUUGCUUCCAUUCACCACCAUUUUAUUUUUACCCGUGCAAUAUAUUAAAAUUAUCAUUCUUU
This is a messenger RNA of Gigantopelta aegis, 21119 nucleotides long. RefSeq names its product adhesion G-protein coupled receptor V1-like. NCBI's taxonomy places the organism in Eukaryota, Metazoa, Mollusca, Gastropoda, Neomphalida, Peltospiridae. The transcript has 105 exons. Bases 1 to 19188 code for a protein of 6395 amino acids. Gene Ontology annotation, molecular function: G protein-coupled receptor activity. The record is from RefSeq and is a predicted model, not a curated record. Gene Ontology annotation, biological process: cell communication; G protein-coupled receptor signaling pathway; cell surface receptor signaling pathway. Gene Ontology annotation, cellular component: membrane.